Molecule: messenger RNA, 1797 nt
Organism: Gastrolobium bilobum
Lineage: Eukaryota; Viridiplantae; Streptophyta; Magnoliopsida; Fabales; Fabaceae
Product: SKP1-like protein 21
Exons: 11
Coding region: 405-1448 (347 amino acids)
Biological process (GO): SCF-dependent proteasomal ubiquitin-dependent protein catabolic process
Cellular component (GO): cytoplasm; nucleus
Molecular function (GO): cullin family protein binding
Source: RefSeq, a predicted model, not a curated record
GUGCUAUUCAUUCUAUCUAUCCAUUUUAUGUUCAUCGCCGACAACCGCCAAUUCCUUUUCAUUUCGGAGCAAAUCCCUCUCUUUCUGUUUCGCUGUGUUGUCAGCUGUCUCUUGGAAUUCGGAAGGUGCUGGAUUAUUCUCCAUUCUGCUCUUUUGCAAGUUUACACCUGUUCUGCUUUGUGUUAUAGAGAUUUGUGUAUCACUGCAAUUACUUUCAUGGACAAUGUGCAUUUGAGUAAUGUUGCUGGAGCAACGUAAUCCUGAUCGCAGAAGUGCUUUUAUAAGUGGAUCUAAUAUCUGCUUGUCUGGACUUGAAAAUUUAAAUUUCCACCUCAGUAAAUAUUGCUUGCCCCGCAAAGAGGCUUCCAGUAUCAACAGAUUUUACUUUUCAAAUUGGUUUUAAGAUGUCAGAAAUUGACAUGGCAGUUAUUAAACCUGAGAUGAUGAAGCCCUAUAUCUGGCUUCAGACUUCAGAUGGUUCAAUCCAACAAGUGGAACAAGAAAUUGCAAUGUCUUGCCCUCAGAUUUGUCAAGAAAUAAUGCAAAAAGGCAUGGGAUCUUCCAAGAAUAAUGCAAUAUGUCUUCCUCAACGGGUCAGCCCUGCGAUGUUGAGCUUAAUUCUUGAUUAUUGUCGUUUUCAUCAAGUACAAGGACGCUCAAACAAGGAACGGAAGUCUUAUGAUGAGAAAUUCAUUAAGAUGGACACAAAGCGGCUCUGUGAGUUGACAUCUGCUGCGGACAGUCUUCAGUUGAAGCCAUUGGUUGAUCUUACAAGUCGUGCGCUUGCUCGAAUAAUAGAAGGAAAAUCUCCAGAGGAGAUACGUGAGAUAUUUCAUUUGCCUGAUGAUCUUACAGAGGAAGAGAAGUUGGAACCCUUGAAAAACACUACUGAUGACCCAAGGAUCAGGCUUUUGAACCGUUUGUAUGCCAAAAAGAGGAAAGAACUAAAAGAGCGUGAGAGGUUAAAGAAUGUUGAAGUUGAAGGAGAGCAUGUAGAUGAACGUUCAGUUGAUGACCUUUUGUCUUUUAUUAAUGGAAAUGAUGAAGAUCCAAAGGGAAGCAAAACUUCUAAGAAUAAAAAGAAGAACAGAAGAAAAAAGGAGCAACAGAAGAGCUCUUCUUUGAAGGAAGCUUCUGAACUAAACAAGAAGGAUUUAGAUGGUCAUAAUACGAGACACCGAAGUGCCGAAGCUGAUGGAAUUGCCGAGACCUCAAAUUCAUAUACAGAAGAUGACACUUUUUCUCAUAAAGAGUUUGAUGAUGGAGAUCUAGAUGAUGAGAUUGAUCCUGCACUAAAGGAAAAAAUUGACAGGGAAGUGGAAGAUUUUGCCCGCCGAUUGAAUUCUGACUGGCCAGAGAGGAUGCAAGAAUUUUUAUUGUCAGGGCAAGAAAGGAAGACAAUGCAUCUUACUUCCAAUGGGAAUGGUUUCCUAAGGCGAAAUACGUGACUGGAGUCAGAAUGGAAAUGAAUGCUUACCUCUGAACUUGACAGAUGAGUUAGGACUUGACUCAGAAUGGAAAUGAAUCCUUACAAGCUCAUCCAGAUGGCCAAUGGCUUGAACAAUUUUGAGAGAUGCUGACAAGCGCUAGAAAAGGGUUGCAUGUCAGUUUUUAUUUUUCCUAUUUACUGUUUAGUUGUAUUCUUUACAGUUCAUUGUUGGUGCUUGGCCCAGGCGCAAUUUGAUGCUGGGGGCUGUCUCUUGUACUUAUAAAGAAAUAAAAAAAAAAAUGGAGCUUGUAUGGAACAUAUUUAUCUUGUGCAUUUGCCUUUGGUUUGUUUCCUAUGAGUUUUGAUUU